Hordeum vulgare subsp. vulgare (domesticated barley) is the source of this 1448-nucleotide messenger RNA. Its product is annotated as protein MIZU-KUSSEI 1-like. NCBI's taxonomy places the organism in Eukaryota, Viridiplantae, Streptophyta, Magnoliopsida, Poales, Poaceae. The transcript has a single exon. Gene Ontology annotation, biological process: hydrotropism. The coding region runs from base 425 to 1351 and encodes 308 amino acids. The record is from RefSeq and is a predicted model, not a curated record.
AAAAAAGAUGUCAAGAAGAGACAAAAAAAAAGGUAAAAAAUAUGUCAUCUUUUGAGUUGCAAAGAGUAAUAGUGAACGAACUGGCGUUACAGAGAAGGAAUGGACUGGGCUCACCACGCUAAUGGCUAACGUUAAUCGAAAGCCCAGAAUAGCAUAAGGGCCUUUCCACCGCAUAACCCCACCCAACAGGAAUUAAUGGCUGCGCGCCAGUGGCGACGAACGAAGCCGCCGAAUCCACCGCAGCGACAUCCGGCAGCUCGAACGGCGAUGGCAUCAAAGACCACGCCUCGCCUCCUCCCAUGGGCACCGCGCGCCACACGAUUAUCACACAUUCGCGGCCGAGGGAGCGAGCAGCGCCGGCCGCUCCGCGGCACCGCCGGUAGCUCUCGCCUCCCGCCGAUACCUCUCGCCUGCCGCCGAUACCAUGGCCAACGCCGCGACCGACCCCGAUCGCAAAAGGACGCGGUUGACUUCGUCCAUGUCGUCAGUGGACACCAUCCUCCGUCUCCCACCCUCGCCGCUGAUGACGUCCCCGACGUGCGCGCCGGCGGGCCACGCGCUGGAGGAGCCACCCGCGCGGCGCAGGCCGGCGCGGAGAUCCAAGCCCGUGAGGAUAUUCCAGAGCAUGUGUCGGUCUCUACCGGUGCUGACGGUACCGCGCUGCGGGGGCAUUCUGACGGCGCCCGCGACCGCUGCGUCCGCGACGGCGUCGCCUCCGCGGUCUGACUCGCUCCUGUCGCUCAUAAUCUCGCCAUCGACCGCAUCGAGCGGCGGUGGAGGCGUCGGCGCGUCGUCCCGGCGGCGCAUGACCGGCACGCUCUUCGGCUGCCGCGAGGGCCGCGUGGCGCUCGCGCUGCAGGAGAACCCGCGGUGCCGGCCGUCGCUCGUGGUGGAGCUGGCGCUCCCGACGCACACCCUGCUCCGCGAGCUCGGCGGCACGGCCGGCGCGCGCAUCGUGCUGGAGACCGAGAAGAAGCACGUGGUGGAGGAGCACAGCGCCCCCGGCGGCGGUGAACAUGGCGACGCCGCGGCGAGGCAGCACGACGACGACGGGUGGCUGCUCCAUGAGCCGAUCUGGACCAUGUUCUGCAACGGCAAGAGGGUGGGCUACGCGGUGCGGCGGGAGCCUACGGACGGCGACAUCGCAGUGCUGGAGACGCUCUGGGCCGUGUCCAUGGGCGGCGGCGUGCUCCCGGGGAGGGCAGGCUCGGCCGCGCCGGACGGGGAGCUGGCGUACAUGCGGGGCUGCUUCGACCACGUCAUCGGGUCCCGGGACUCGGAGUCGCUGUACAUGCUUGGUCCUCAUGGCGGCGACUGCCCGGAGCUCGCCGUCUUCUUCGUUAGGCUUUGAGCGAUCGAUCGUCUGUCUCCCCCUCUUUCUCGGUCGAACAUUUCGUGUACAUACAUACAAAACGGCAUGCGUGAAUGCUUUGGCAUUGACGAUCGUC